AUGGCGCCCUCCCGUUUGAUCGUCCACGUCGACCGCGAAGACCUCUACACGAAUCUCGAAGCCCGCAUCCGCUACCUGCACUCCUUUCUCGACUUCAGCAGCAAGGACAUCGAAGCCCUGACCUCGGGCGCAAAAUACAUCAAGGCCCUGAUCCCAGCCAUCGUCAACAUAGUCUACAAGAAGCUGCUGCAAUACGACAUCACAGCGCGCGCCUUCACGACGCGGUCGACCUCCUACUCGGGGCCCCUGCCCGCAGAAGACGCCGCGUCCGCAGCGGCCGAGCGGCUCUCGGAAGACUCGCCCCAGAUCCUGCACAGGAAGCACUUUCUCCGCGCCUACCUCGCCAAGCUCUGCUCCGACCCCUCGCGCCUCGACUUCUGGGCCUACCUCGACAAGGUCGGCAUGAUGCACGUCGGGCUCGGCCGCGCCCAUCCGCUGCACGUCGAGUACGUCCACCUCGGCGUCUGCCUCGCCUUCAUCCAGGACGUCAUGACCGAGGCCAUCCUGUCGCACCCGCGCCUGGCCCUGCCGCGCAAGAUGGCCCUCGUCAAGGCGCUCGGCAAGGUCAUCUGGAUCCAGAACGAUCUCAUGGCCAAGUGGCACGUGCGGGACGGUGACGAGUUUCGACCGCCGGGUGACGAGGAGAUUGUCAUUGAGAGGGAGGGGUAUCUGAACGGCAAGAAGAUUCUAGACGGAAGCGAUGACGAGGGGGACGAGGGCGCCUCCGAUGGUCAUGCGCAGGGAUCUCCGUCAAGGUUGCCAAGGCCGUCGAGCGCGAGUGUGAGUGCGAGUGCUGGCAGUGCACCAACGUGCCCGUUUGCCGGCAUGGCGGCUGGUGUUGACGGACUGAGCGUCGGGGAGAAGUCAGCCGGGCACAAGACAACAUCAGCGGAGGCGGCCUAG
This is a messenger RNA of Verticillium nonalfalfae, 903 nucleotides long. RefSeq lists its product as uncharacterized. Bases 1 to 903 code for a protein of 300 amino acids. The record is from RefSeq and is a predicted model, not a curated record. Lineage: Eukaryota; Fungi; Ascomycota; Sordariomycetes; Glomerellales; Plectosphaerellaceae. Gene Ontology annotation, molecular function: oxygen binding; heme binding. The transcript is spliced from 2 exons.